Molecule: messenger RNA, 2846 nt
Organism: Callithrix jacchus (white-tufted-ear marmoset)
Lineage: Eukaryota; Metazoa; Chordata; Mammalia; Primates; Cebidae
Gene: SLC20A1
Product: solute carrier family 20 member 1
Biological process (GO): phosphate ion transmembrane transport
Cellular component (GO): membrane
Molecular function (GO): phosphate transmembrane transporter activity
Source: RefSeq, a predicted model, not a curated record
AUGGCAACGCCGAUUCCCAGUAUUACAGCUUCUGGUCCGUUGGUGGGCUGUCUGUGGAUGCUCAUCCUGGGCUUCAUUAUUGCAUUUGUCUUGGCAUUCUCCGUGGGAGCCAAUGAUGUAGCAAAUUCUUUUGGUACAGCUGUGGGCUCAGGUGUAGUGACCCUGAAGCAAGCCUGCAUCCUAGCUAGCAUCUUUGAAACAGUGGGCUCGGUCUUACUGGGGGCCAAAGUGAGCGAAACCAUCCGGAAGGGCUUGAUUGACGUGGAGAUGUACAACUCAACCAGAGAGUGGCUGAUGGCCGGCUCAGUCAGUGCUAUGUUCGGUUCUGCUGUGUGGCAACUCGUGGCUUCGUUUUUGAAGCUCCCCAUUUCUGGAACCCAUUGUAUUGUUGGUGCAACCAUUGGUUUCUCCCUCGUGGCACAGGGGCAGGAGGGUGUCAAGUGGUCUGAACUGAUAAAAAUUGUGAUGUCUUGGUUCGUGUCCCCACUGCUUUCUGGAAUUAUGUCUGGAAUUUUAUUCUUUCUAGUUCGUGCGUUCAUCCUCCAUAAGGCAGAUCCAGUUCCUAAUGGUUUGCGAGCUUUGCCAGUUUUCUAUGCCUGCACAGUUGGAAUAAACCUCUUUUCCAUCAUGUAUACCGGAGCACCGUUGCUGGGCUUUGACAAACUUCCUCUGUGGGGUACCAUCCUCAUCUCGGUGGGAUGUGCAGUUUUCUGUGCCCUUAUCGUCUGGUUCUUUGUAUGUCCCAGGAUGAAGAGAAAAAUUGAACGAGAAAUAAAGUCUAGUCCAUCUGAAAGCCCCUUAAUGGAAAAGAAGAAUAGCUUGAAAGAAGACCAUGAAGAAACAAAGUUGUCUGUCAGUGAUAUUGAAAACGGGAAUCCUGUUUCUGAGGUAGGGUCUGCCACUGUGCCUCUUCAGGCUGUGGUGGAGGAGAGAACAGUCUCAUUCAAACUUGGAGAUUUGGAAGAAGCUCCAGAGCAAGAAAGGCUUCCCAGCGUGGACUUGAAAGAGGAAACCAGCAUAGAUAGCACUGUGAAUGGUGCAGUGCAGUUGCCUAAUGGGAACCUUGUCCAGUUCAGUCAAGCCGUCAGCAACCAAAUAAACUCCAGUGGCCACUACCAGUAUCACACUGUGCAUAAAGAUUCCGGCUUGUACAAAGAGCUGCUCCAUAAAUUACAUCUUGCCAAGGUGGGAGACUGCAUGGGAGACUCUGGUGACAAACCCUUAAGGCGCAAUAAUAGCUAUACUUCCUAUACUAUGGCAAUAUGUGGCAUGGCUUUGGAUUCAUUCCGUGCCAAAGAAGGUGAACAGAAGGGCGAAGAAAUGGAGAAGCUGACAUGGCCUAAUGCUGACUCCAAGAAGCGAAUUCGAAUGGACAGUUAUACCAGUUACUGCAAUGCUGUGUCAGACCUUCACUCUGCAUCUGAGAUAGACAUGAGUGUCAAGGCAGAGAUGGGUCUAGGUGACAGAAAAGGAAGCAAUGGCUCUCUAGAAGAAUGGUAUGAUCAGGAUAAGCCUGAAGUCUCUCUCCUCUUCCAAUUCUUGCAGAUCCUUACAGCCUGCUUUGGCUCAUUUGCCCAUGGUGGCAAUGAUGUAAGCAAUGCCAUUGGGCCUCUGGUUGCUUUAUAUUUGGUUUAUGACACGGGAGAUGUUUCUUCAAAAGUGGCAACACCAAUAUGGCUUCUACUCUAUGGUGGUGUUGGUAUCUGUAUUGGUCUGUGGGUUUGGGGAAGGAGAGUAAUCCAGACCAUGGGGAAGGAUCUGACACCGAUCACACCCUCUAGUGGCUUCAGUAUUGAACUGGCAUCUGCCCUCACUGUGGUGAUUGCAUCAAAUAUUGGCCUUCCCAUCAGUACAACACAUUGUAAAGUGGGCUCUGUUGUAUCUGUUGGCUGGCUCCGGUCCAAGAAGGCUGUUGACUGGCGUCUCUUUCGUAACAUUUUUAUGGCCUGGUUUGUCACAGUCCCCAUUUCUGGAGUUAUCAGUGCUGCCAUCAUGGCAGUCUUCAGAUAUGCCAUCCUCUAAUGUGAAGCUGUUUGAGAUUAAAAUUUGUGUCAAUGUUUGGGACCACCUUAGGUAUUCCUGCUCCCCUGAAGAAUGAUUACAGUGUUAACUGAAGACUGACAAGAGUCUUUCUAUUUGGGAGCCAGAGGAGGGAAGUGUUACUUGUGCUAUAAUUGCUUUUGUGCUAAAUAUGACUUGUCUCAAAAUUAGCUAUGUAAAAUAGCCAGGGUUCCACUGGCUCCUGCUGAGGUCCCCUUUCCUUCUGGGCUGUGAAUUCCUGUACAUAUUUCUCUACUUUUUGUAUCAGGCUUCAAUUCCAUUUUGUUUUAAUGUUGCCUCUGAAGAUGACUUGUGUGUUUUUUUUUUUUUUUUUUUUUUAUUUAAAACAACCAUGCAGAGCCAUUUGACAGAGUAUGCUCUGCUUUGUUGGUUUCACCAGCUUCUGCCCUAACAUGCACAGGGAUUUAACAACAAAAAAAAUAUAACUAAAGCUUCCCUUGUAGUCUCUUAUAUAAGUAGAGUCAGUGGUACUCUGCCCUCCUGUCAGUAGUGGCAGGAUCUAUUUGCAUAUGUGGGAGCUUCUUAGAGGGAUGAGAUUCUUUGAACACAGUGAAAAUUUAAAUUAGUAGUAACUUCUUUGCAAGCAGUUUGUUGACUAUUAUUACUAAGAAGAAGUAAGGAAAAAAGCCUUUUGGCAAUCUUCAUUAUUUCUUUUAAGAUUUCUGGCAGCGUGGGAUGGAUGAAUGAAGUGGAAUGUGAACUUUGGGCAACUUAAAUGGGACAGCCUUCCAUGUUCAUCUGUCUACCUCUUAACUGAAUAAAAAAAGCCUACAGUUUUUAGAAAA